AUGUCCAACGACCGCUCUUCUUCUCCCAUCUCGGUUCCCCCCUCAUCCGCCCGUCCCCGUCGGGCUUCCCUGGCCACCGGCACUGGCUUUGCCGACUACCUCUCCAAAUCUAGUGGCCCAAUGGGCAACACAGGCACCCCAGCGUCCAUGACCAACGCCGCGGCCAACGCUCAGGCUAAUCACGGUCGGAGACUCUCCAUCACUACCUUGGGCCUCUCCGGUUCACCAACACAGCCAUCUACAUUUGGACCGCGGCAUCUGCGACAGGGCAGUGUGUCCAGCUCGGCCGGUUCUCAGCCGUCCAAUAUCGAUGAGGCUCUCGUGGAGGAUAAUGAACACGGAGUUUCUCAAGCUACUCCGAGUUCCCCUUUCGCUCGACGGGUCUCUUUUGGCACCCAAGCGCUACGGGAUGUUCGUGGAGGAAGUAUAGGCAGCGGUACAUAUCCCUCCCCCGCAUCCUCCCUACCUGGUGCGCGUGGAAGUACUUCAUCGGCCAGCGGUACUCCCCGUCGGCCAUCUGGGGUAUUUCCUACAAGUACAGGUCAUGAUUUACCCCAGAACAAGCCUUCUAACGUGUCACGGCGACCAUUAGGUGAGGGCUUCAAUUGGUCGGAAGCCCUACGCUCCCGGGCGGAGCGUGCCCCAUCCAUCGGAGGCAUCUCUCCCACCGCGCCUCCAAACCACCAGGCGUCCAAUUCGGGUCGACAAACCCAUCAUCAGCGGGCUGCGUCCAUUGCCUCGAUGGAGCAACCCAUCCGAGAGGUGCCGAAGCAGCCCAAACAGAACAAACCCGAUUUCUUCCAAGAGAAGAUCCUACGGGGUGACUUUAUGGACUGA
Molecule: messenger RNA, 837 nt
Organism: Aspergillus campestris IBT 28561
Lineage: Eukaryota; Fungi; Ascomycota; Eurotiomycetes; Eurotiales; Aspergillaceae
Exons: 1
Coding region: 1-837 (278 amino acids)
Source: RefSeq, a predicted model, not a curated record